UUAAUGUUGCUCACAAGACGCUGAUGACGUUGAUUGCUGAUUCAUACAGGAUAAUAAAACAAAUCGAAUACAUUUAUUUCCCACAGUCUUAAUCUGUUUUCAAAUGGCAGGAGGGACCCGUUUGGAAAACGCAAAUCCUUUGAUUUUUCAACGAUCUGGCGAGCGACUUCAUACAGCAAAUGACGAGGACGAAGAUGUGCUUGAUCCCAUCGACGACAGGGAAAUAUUUGAUCUCAUCAGAUCGAUUAAUGAUCCAGAACACCCACUGUCCCUAGAGGAGUUGAAUGUCGUUGAACAAAUGCGAGUGCGCAAAUCGAGACUCAUCAGACCAGGCAACAUUCUUCCAGUCUUCAACUGUCCAAUUUUGGUGAAUGACCAACAGAACACUGUGGGUGUGGAGUUCACGCCGACCAUACCCCACUGCAGCAUGGCAACUCUCAUUGGACUGUCCAUCAAAGUGAAGCUGCUGCGGUCACUGCCAGAAAGAUUUAAGAUUGAUGUGCGUAUCACUCCAGGGACGCAUGCCUCAGAAGAUGCAGUCAACAAACAGCUGGCCGAUAAAGAGAGAGUAGCUGCAGCACUGGAAAACUCCCAGCUUCUUGAGGUGGUCAACCAGUGUCUGACGUCCAAUGCAAGGACAGUUUGAUGAAUAACCUUUGCUCACUGAGAUGGAUUGUGUCUUGCUUUAGCGUUUAGGAUCUGGUUACAGAAUACGCUUAUUCAUGGACAAAGAAUAUAUUUUAAUAGAGAUUCUCAAUUAUGGAAGUCCUUAGACCAGGAGUAUGCUUAAUCUAACAUGCUAAGUUGAUUAGUUGUAAGCUAUUUGAAACUAUACAUUGGCUAAUUAUAUCACCUGUGCUGCAAUUGUAUUCUUGUCAUCUGUCAUAGAAUUCCAUUGUAUCAUAUGUGAGUACAAGCUUUUAAAAAAUUCUAUGCACACUUUAGAUAUACAGUGCAGUCAAGAAGUAUUUGGACAGUGAAAUGUUUUGUUGUUUUGGCUCUGUUCUCCAGCUCUUCGGAUUUAAUAUAUGAUAUAAGUACGUUGGGGAUAAAUUAUGGACUGCCAUCAUAUUUGAAGAACCAUUUGGAAAUAACAGCACGGUCUUUGCAUAGACACUCAUUUAAUGGGACUAAAAUAAACUUUGAACUGAACUAAAAGGAUGUAGUCGAUUGGCUUCAUAGCGCUCUCUUAAUAAGACAGGUAUGUUUGCAUCGUUAGUGCAUACAAAAGUGUUAUCAGUCUUGUCUUGAUUUUAGGUUUUACAUUUGGAUGUCUGACAACACAAGAACAAAAAUGUCAAUUUAAGUCAAGUUGGCCAUAAUACUACAGAUCAAUCAGAAUGAAUUGAUCAGCGGCAUAGCCAAAACAGUAAGUGUGCUAGAAUCAACUGUUUGAUACAUCAUAGAAACCGGUGAGCUCUGCAAUGGCAAAUAAAUGGCUAGACCAGUCAAGACCAUUGCACCGAAUGACCAUAAUUAUGAAAAUAAAGUACUCUCUGAUAGGUCAAGAACACUCCAGGAGGUAGGUCUGGAUAUGUCAACUAGUAUCAUUUGCAAACCUCAUCAGAUAAAUCAGGGGUGGAUUGUAAUGUUGGAUUGUAAACUAAAACGCAGGCUAUAACACUAGUUAAUCUCUAAAACAGUCCUGACAGAGCAUUACCAGGCAUCGGGUGAUAUCUAUAGGUUUACGAUUUGAUAAAUGUGGGUGUAAAACAUUAAAAUGGACUAUAAUUUGUUCACGGUUCAUCUAUGUACCCUAAAAUUUUAUCUGACAGUCUGCACUUACUGUGGUGUAGUACAGAGUCAAAACAACAAAACUUUCUACAUAGUUAAAUUAAAAUGAUAGCAUUUGCAAAGAGUAAUGCAUACAUAAUCUCUCUUGAUUGUUUUUUUUCUAUUAAUAAUUUGAAUAAGCACCUUAUUUUGACCACAAGAAAUUCAGCAUUUUAGGAAGCACUUUUGUAUGUAUGCAAAAUUAUUUCUGGUGAUUAAAUGUCCUGAAACGGUCAUUCUGUCUUCAUUAUAUAUUAUUAAAAUUUUCCUGUAUUGAAAAAAAAAAAAGCAUAACCUUGGCACUGAAUAAAUUUUU
Molecule: messenger RNA, 2089 nt
Organism: Esox lucius (northern pike)
Lineage: Eukaryota; Metazoa; Chordata; Actinopteri; Esociformes; Esocidae
Gene: ciao2b
Product: cytosolic iron-sulfur assembly component 2B
Exons: 6
Coding region: 104-646 (180 amino acids)
Biological process (GO): iron-sulfur cluster assembly
Cellular component (GO): cytosolic [4Fe-4S] assembly targeting complex
Source: RefSeq, a predicted model, not a curated record